Molecule: messenger RNA, 9254 nt
Organism: Catharus ustulatus (Swainson's thrush)
Lineage: Eukaryota; Metazoa; Chordata; Aves; Passeriformes; Turdidae
Gene: CPAMD8
Product: C3 and PZP like alpha-2-macroglobulin domain containing 8
Exons: 43
Coding region: 1-5580 (1859 amino acids)
Cellular component (GO): extracellular region
Molecular function (GO): endopeptidase inhibitor activity; protein binding
Source: RefSeq, a predicted model, not a curated record
AUGUCCGGCUGCGAGCCCCGCCGUGCCCGGGCGCUGCUGCUGCUCGCCCUCUGCAGCCUGAGCGCUGCCCAGCCCCGCCAGCGCCAGGGUUAUUUGAUUGCAGCACCUUCUGUUUUCCGCUCUGGGGUGGAGGAAGCCAUAAGUGUGACCAUCUUCAACUCUGCCAAGGAGACCACAGUGCAGAUCCAGCUGGUGGUCAAAGGAGAGACAGUGUCACGGAGCCACGGGACCGUCCUGGAUAAAGGAACAAUUAAGCUGAAGGUGCCUUCAGGGCUUCGUGGGCAAGCACACCUGAAGGUUUGGGGCAACAGGCACCUGGCAGAGGAAGGAUACAUCUUCCACAACUACACCACAGUCACCAUCGACAGCAAGGGCUCCUCAGUGUUCAUCCAGACUGACAAACCUGUCUACAAACCCAAGCAGAAAGUGUUGAUAAACCUCUUCAUGGUGACUUCUGACCUGAGGCCAGUCAACGACAGGAUUGAAGCUUAUGUGGUGGAUCCCCGGGGCUCUCGGAUGAUAGAAUGGAAUAACUUGAAACCGUUUUGUUGUGGCAUUGUCAAUAUGAGUUUUCCUCUGUCUGAUCAGCCAGUGUUUGGGGAAUGGCUCAUCUUUGCUGAGAUGCAGGGGCACACCUACAACAAAUCCUUUGAGGUGCAGAAAUACGUGUUGCCAAAGUUUGAGUUGCUGAUUGACCCCCCUCGCUACAUUCGUGACCUUUCACUGUGUGAAAAAGGAACUGUCCAUGCCAGAUACACAUUUGGAAAACCAGUGACAGGGAAGUUAAUUGUCAACAUGACUAUAAAUGGUGUUGGGUACUACAGACAUGAAGUGGGACACCCUGUCCUCAAGACCACCCAGAUCGAUGGCUCUGCCGUGUUUGAUGUGUGUGUCAAGGACAUGAUGCCAGCAGAUGUCCCCGAGCACUUCCGAGGCACAGUCAACAUCUGGGCCACGGUGAUCAGCUCUGAUGGCAGCAAGCAGGUGACCUUUGAUGACUCCACACCUGUCCAGAAACAGCUGAUUGAUAUCAAGUACUCCAAGGACACCAGAAAACAAUUCAAACCUGGGCUGCCUUACAAAGGCAAGGUAGAAGUCACUUACCCCGAUGGAAGUCCAGCUGACAGAGUCACCAUCCGAAUUAAAGCUGAGCUCACACCAAAGGACAAUGUUUACACAAGUGAACUGGUCUCAAGGAAUGGCCUGGUGGAGUUUGAAAUCCCCUCCAUCCCCACAGCUGCCCAAUAUGUCUGGCUGGAGACCAAAGUGACAGCAAUUGAUGGGAAACCCUCUGGGGAUCAAUAUCUGCCCAACUACUUGUCCAUCAGCAGCUGGUACUCACCCAGCAAGUGUCACAUCCAGCUGCAGGCACCAGAUAAACCUUUCCAGGUGGGAGAGGAGGCCUGGAUUGCAGUGAAGUCCACAUGUCCUUGCAACUUCACUCUCCAUUAUGAAGUGGCAUCACGAGGGAACAUUGUGCUGUCAGGGCUGCAGCCCAGCAAUGUCACCCAGCAGAGGAGCAAAAGAGCCACCAGUCCCUUUGAGAAGAACAUUGACCUCACACACUUCCCAGGAACAGCACCUCCCAGCACACCUGCAGCAGAGGUUGAGGUGUGUGUGACCUUCCUGAGGUUCUGGGUCCUGCACUCCAUGGCUCCCCUGGGUCGGCUGCUCGUGUUCUACGUCAGGGAGAACGGAGAGGGGGUCACAGACAGCCUGCAGUUCUCUGUCAACUCCUCCUUUGAGAACCAGGUUGCCGUGGCGCUCUCGGCCAACGAGACCAGGCCUGGUGAUGUUGUGAACAUCAAGGUGAGAGCUGCCAAAGGAAGCUGUGUCUGCAUUGCCACGGUGGACAAGAGUGUCUACCUGCUCAAGCCAGGCUUCCAGCUCACAGCCAGCCAGGUGUUCCAGGAGCUUGCAGAGUAUGAUGUGUCUGAUGCUUUUGGAGCCCCAAAGGAGGAAGGGCACUUCUGGUGGCCGGGCAUGUCCUCCCGGAGACGCCGCAGGUCCUCCGUGUUCCCCUGGCACUGGGACAUCACCAAGGACGCGCGCUUCGCCUUUACAGAAACUGGCUUGGUGGUGAUGACUGACAUAGUCAGCCUGAACCACAGGCAGAAUGGAGGGAUGUACACAGAUGAGGCUGUCCCAGCCUUCCAGCCACACACUGGCACCUUGGUGGCCACCAUGCAUUCCAAAGUAGCACCAAGCAGAGCAGAGAAGAGGAAAAGAACCUUCUUCCCUGAGACGUGGAUUUGGCACUGCCUCAAUGUCAGUAACAGCUUGGGGGAAGCCCAGCUGCAGCUGGAGGUGCCUGACUCCAUCACCACGUGGAUCACUGAGGCUGUGGCUCUGUCUGAGGACAAGGGGCUGGGCAUUGCCAGGCAGACAGAGCUGAAAACCUUCAAACCUUUCUUCAUCGACUUCACCCUGCCCUACCACGUCAUCCGGGGCGAGCAGACCAAGAUCCCCCUCACUGUCUACAACUACCUGGCCGUGUGUGCAGAGGUCCACGUGAAGAUUUCUGUCCCAAAAGGCAUCAAGUUUGUUGGGCACCCUGGCAAGCACCACCUGACCAGGAAGAAGUGUGUGGCCCCUGGGGAAGCCAAACCCACCUCCAUCGUUCUGUCCUUCAACGAGCUGGGCCUGAGCAACAUCACUGCAAAAGCUUUUGCCUAUGGUGGGACCAGCUGCUGUCAGGAGGGGAUGCAGACCCUGAAGAGUGGCAAACACUCAGAGGACUCUCACAUGGACAAAAGGAGCCCUGUGGGGGUGGAUUAUGUUCGCAGCAGUGUCAUUAUUGAGCCAGAGGGACUGUCCAGAGAAUACACCUACAGUGUGUUCUUCUGCCCAAAUGAGAAAAUACACAUUUCCACCCCUAACAAGUAUGAGUACCAGUACAUGCAGAAGCCAGCCCAGAUGAGCCACUUUGACAUUGCAGUGAAGGCUCACAACGACGCUCACCUGGCCCUGUCCUCGGGCCCCCACGACAUGGCAGAGAUGACAGAGAUCGUCAUUGGGGGACAGCAGAACACCAAAACCUGGAUCUCCAUCAGCAAGAUGGGAGAGCCAGUGGCCAGCAGGGACACACCUGGCAUCCUCUCCUGGGAUGAAUUCCGCAGCUUCUGGAUCAGCUGGAAAAAUGGAGUUAUCCAGGUUGGCCACGGUACUCGGGUGCUAAACGAAUCUAUUAUUGUGGAGUGGACAGUCCCCAAACAGCUUGAGGUGAAGUACAUUGGCUUUUCCACAGGCUGGGGGUCAAUGGGAGAGUUUAAAAUUUGGAGAAAAGAAGAGACUGAUGAAAAUCACAAUGAAGCAUUUACUCUUGGAGUUCCCCACAACAUAAUUCCAGGAUCAGAAAGAGCUACGGCUUCAAUAAUAGGAGAUGUGAUGGGUCCUACUCUGAACAACCUGGACAACCUGCUGAGGUUGCCCUUUGGCUGUGGGGAGCAGAACAUGAUCCACUUUGCUCCCAAUGUCUUUGUCCUGAAAUACCUGCAGAAAACCAAGCAACUCAGCCAUGAGGUGGAGGUUGAAGCCACUGAUUACCUUGUUCAAGGCUACCAGCGCCAGCUGACCUACAAGAGGCAGGAUGGCUCCUACAGUGCUUUUGGGGAGAGGGACUCAUCAGGGAGCAUGUGGCUAACAGCUUUUGUGCUCAAGUCCUUUGCUCAGUCUCGUGGGUUUAUUUUCAUUGACCCCAAAGAACUCACAGCUGCCAAAGACUGGAUCAUCCAGCACCAGAAGGAAGAUGGUUCUUUCCCUGCUAUGGGCAGGAUUCUAAACAAGGACAUUCAGGGUGGGAUCCAUGGGAAGAUCUCCCUGACAGCUUAUGUGGUUGCAUCUCUUCUGGAAACAGGUGUCACUUCUGAGGAAGAAAGAACAGCUGUUGACAAAGCAAAACACUUCCUGGAGUCCAACCUGUACUCAGCAGAAGAUCCCUACACCACUGCCCUGAGUGCCUACGCCCUGACCCUGCUGCACAGCCCCUCUGCGGCCACCACGCUGCGCAGGAUGAACAGCAUGGCCAUCACCCAAGAUGGCUUCACUCACUGGAGCCUCACAGGAACCCUUGUCACUGAUGAAGACACCUUCAUGGGAUUUAAUGAUGGGCUCUCUCAAUCAGUUGUUUCUGCAGAAGUGGAAAUGACAUCCUAUGCCCUUCUGACCUACACACUCCUGGGAGAUGUGGCCUCUGCACUCCCUGUAGUCAAGUGGCUCUCACAGCAGAGGAAUGCACUGGGAGGAUUCUCAUCUACUCAGGACACCUGUGUGGCCCUGCAGGCUCUGGCUGAAUAUGCCAUCCUUUCUUAUGUUGGAGGAGUCAACCUGACCAUUUCCUUGGCUUCUACUAACCUGGACUACCAGGAGACCUUUGAGCUUAACAAGAUGAAUAAGAAAGUCCUUCAGACUGCAGUGAUCCCCAGUAUUCCAACAGGGCUGUUUGUGAGUGCCAAAGGUGAAGGCUGCUGUCUGAUGCAGAUCGAUGUCACUUACAAUGUACCCGAUCCUAUUGCCAAGCCAGCCUUCCAGCUGCUGGUGAACCUGAAGGAGCCCAAGGCAGAGCAGCAGCUGCAGGCGCCGGCCCCGCUGCGCUCGGGCGCUGCCCCCCAGAGCCGCGCAGCCCUGCACAGGGACAGGGCCCUGGGGGACGACGAGGACCCGGCCUCGGACCACGACCACCGCGAGUACAAAGUCAUCCUGGAGACCUGCACCAGAUGGCUGCACUCUGGAUCCUCAAACAUGGCUGUGUUGGAAGUGCCUUUGUUCUCAGGGUUUAGGGCAGAUAUUGAGAGCCUGGAGCAGUUGUUGAUGAACAAGCAAAUUGGGUUAAAAAGAUAUGAAGUGGAUGGAAGAAAAGUCCUAUUUUAUUUUGAUGAGAUUCCCAGCCAGUGCAUGACCUGUGUGAAGUUCCAGGCUUUCAGGGAGCACAUCGUUGGGAAAACAGCCCCUGUUCCCAUCAAAGUGUACGACUACUACGAGCCAGCUUUUGAAGCCACUCGUUUCUACAACGUGAGCGAGAACAGCCCCCUGGCCCGCGAGCUCUGCGACGGCCCGACCUGCAACGAGGUGGAGAGCUCAGCCAGCCAGUGGGUUGGCUUUGUCCACUCUGGCCCUUGCAACAACAUCUUUGGGUGCCUGGAGGACGAGCACUUGGAGCAGUGCCUGUGCUCGCGGGACUGCGGCUACGACGGGGAGCCCGUGUGCGGCUCCGACGGGCACAUCUACCCCAACCACUGCCAGAUGGAGGUGGCAUCCUGCAGGAACAACACCAGCAUAGAGCAGAUGCCCAUGGCUCAGUGUGCUGCCUCCAAGAACUUGCCAGAAGAAAGGGAGACACACUCCCACACAGCUGAGCAGCCCAGUGUUCCCCAGACUCCAGCAGCUCCUGCAGCUCUGGUUCCCCCAGCAGCCGAGGAGGGGCCCCCCCUGCACACAGACCUGUCCUACUACUCCUACGAGUACGACCCCGACGCCUUCGCCGUGGAUGCCGACGUGUUCGAGGUGGUGGCGGAGCUGAGCACGGCCAGGACUCUCCAGGAAGGGGACAGCAGCCAGGGAGAGGCCACCCCAGCAGAAUGAAAUCCAUAAUUUAAAUAAAGAGAAGAGGCUCAGAAUCGACUCCUGUAUGAGUUUGUUCCUCCAGAUGACCUGCUGCAGAACAGAAUCCCAAUGAUGACUACUUCCUGAUGCCCUCAGAACUGUUGGCUUUGCUGCCCCAUGGGGCAGAUCUGGAGCUCUAAGGGGGACACUCAGCAUUAUUUUUCUGUCCAUUUACCUGCCUUCUGUGCAUCCUCUUUGGAGCCCUUCCAGUGAUGAGAGACCAACAUGCUGUGCCCUCUAGGUGAGAAAAUAGGGACUGGAAUUCAAACUUAUAGAGCAUUUCCAAGUGUUUUCUCUGCUAUCAGGAUAUUCUGCAAAUGCCAUUUCCUAGCUACACUUAGAAGCUAAGUCCAGGCCUUGUGCUUAGCUGAACUGCUGUUUGAGGAAAGAUGGCUGAGAAGUUUUUUUGCUCAAAUUAUAAUAAUAAAAAUCAGUGGUUUUUGCCAAUUAUGACACAGCAAGAGGCUACUCAUCUUCCCCAGCCCAUCAGUCUGCUGCACCCAUGAGAGAAACACUUCCCUGUGGCUCCACAGUUCAGGGAAGUUGUUGGGAGCUACAUUUUACCUGAGAAAACUGAAUUCCACAGCCAGGGCUGAAAGGCUUCAUGUCUGCUGCUGUCUGCUGGCCUCAGGUGGGCGUUUGCAGCCCCAGCAGAGGCAGGGGUGAGGUGGGGGAGCCCUCUUUGUGUUGCACUAUGUGCUGACAGGGGCUGCUUGCAGCCUUCUCAGCCCCUUUCCUCCUCAAAGUCUGGCUUGAAAAUGAACCUGGCCGAGGCACAGCCCUUUAAAACGUUUUCCUGACUUCACCAACCCCUUUUAUUUUGCUCCCACUGGCAUCCAGCACAGCAUGUUCUGGUGCUGGUAGUCCCUGCUGGCCACUUCCAAUCCCUGGUGUCACAGGCUGGACUCCCUCGGUCUGACCUGCCCCAAGCAACGUGGCAAAACUUAAAAAGAAAAGCUUUGUCUUUCCAAAAGUGCAGGAGCCAAAAUUUUUGAGUUUCCCUUCCUGCCUGGAGCAGCAUUGUUCUCUUUGGAGGAGUUACAUGCAAUUGCCUCUUGCAAAAUAGUGUUAAUAUUUUAUCUUCCCACUUCUAUUGUUACCAGGACCCAGAGCAGGGUGGAAACUCCUUUUGAGGGUGUUUAUUGGUGAAUGGAAAUGGAAAAAAAAAAAAACCCAGCUCCAUUCAUUUUUAAGGCUUGUUUACACAGGAACUAUGACAAGAAUAUAUCCCAGUAUAGACAUUCCAUUCCAGAAUAAAGGCAAGUUUCUUGCAGAAAAACGUCCACAUGGGGACAACCAGGAGGUAUCCCAGAGGUUGGGCAUGUGUAGUUUCCAGUGCUUUUUGUCUGGGGCCAGACAUUUGCAGAAUGCAGUUGACAUGAUGAAGGUCUGGGUCUUGAAGUUCCCAGAAAUUUCGGAGCUGCCUCGUUGGCAGCUUUGCCAGCCUUCCCUCGUGGCUGCCCCCAGGAUCCUGAGGGUUCUGCCCCAUGUCUGGGGUGUGCAGGAGCCCAUCCUGCCCUCACCCUGGCAGCUGCAGUCCUGCCUGGCAGGUAAAUAAAUGCCUUUAAACUAAAUUCCACCUCCUGCAAGCGACUGUUCUGGCAGGCACUGGCUAUUGUGUACACACAGGACUGAGUCAAUAUUUAUCCCUGGGUAAAUAACAGGCCUAGUGUGAGCUGCAACAAGAAUUUUUUUUUUCCCUUUUCUAAAACUCAGAACUGCUCAAUACAAACCCUGCUGUUUGCUGGUUCAGGCUGCAGCUGUUCAGUGCUGUGAGUUGGGAGAAUGAGGCACUUGGUCACCCUGUGAUGUCUGUGAGUGGCUUCAUCCAGGAGCUGGGAGCUGUGUUCUGAUUCCUCAGUCUCCUGUCCUCAGUCUCUUUCUGCUUUUCCUUUCCUGCUCUCUCUCACCCAUUGUACACCCAGUGAAUGCUUCUGGAGAGAUAUUUGAAGUUGUUUUGAAUUACUUGGUCCUCUCACAGAUCCUUGGGCACUCAGACCUGGGGAUGAGGAGAUGAGGGUGGGGAGUUCCAGCCAAGAAUUAAACCUGGCUUUCUUCACUUUCCUCAGGCUCUGGCACAUGUAAUGUCCUAAUUCCAGAUGCAGACAUCCCCCUGUUGCUGCCAGGUAAAUAAUUCCUGCUGGUGGUGCCAGCACAUCAAUCAGGACCUUGUCUGAGGGGUCCCUGUGCCAGUGAUUGAGGCAGAGGAGUCUGGCUUCUGUUUUUCAAUUCAGAGAGCCCUGGACCCUCAGAAGGCAAAGGCAGAGCAGCCUUGAUGUCCUCAGAGCCAGACAGAGCAGGGCAGUGUGUGGAGGGGAUGGGACAGGAUUUCUGGAUCCUGACUUCACCCCCAGUGCUUGUUCCCAGCCUUGGCACUCCCAGUCCAUCUGCUCCUGGCAGCCCCUGCCUUCCCCUGCUCCACCAGACCAGCUCCUCUUUGUAGCUAUAAAGAUAGAAGGUGAUUUUAUUUAAGGAAUUGAAUUGAGGAGCCUGCAGUUACCCCACUGUGGUUGCCUUUCCCCCCUAUCACAGUAGUAAAGGAGAAGGUCUCUGCUCUCUCCGCCUCAGCUGAGGGUCCAGAGCUUUCCCCUGUCCCACACUUCUGUUCAUGUUUCUUGUAACCAUCAUUAAUUCUUAUCUAGGGAAAAAGCCCAUAGAUUAUUUUUCCUCCAUUUUUCAACAUCCUGCUUGGAAUACAGAGCCUUGAGGACUGGAUCCCUGACACAGCACAGCUGCACAGACUCAAAGCCAUUCACAGGUUUUGGCCCAGCUCUGGCUCUGAAGCUGCUCAGUCUCCCCUCUGUCCCUGAGAGCACAAGGACAUCUCAGGCUCCCACUUUGUGCACCUCAGCCAGUCAGUUUAGAGAGAAGGAUUGAUUUUUAUUUUUUUUUCCACCAAGGAAAAGACCAGCUGGGUGCUGGAAAGCCAAAGCCAGCAAGGCCAGCAGCAGCUGAGUUGUUUCUGGCUUUAGAGACAUUUGCCUCCCUCUGUCAGAGAGAUGCUUCUCCUUUCCUUUUCCUGAUGGUCCCUCACUGCAAAAGGAGAAAAGUGCCAGUGGGUUUGUAAAACACAGAAAUUGUUCCUUCCAUCGAGUUCUGUGACUGAAUAGCUGCAGCAGUGCUAGUUAUCAGUGGUUGAUGCUUGCAAUCCUUCCAAGGAAAUUAAUAUUUAUAUAUUUGUAACUGUACAUUAUGCAGAGUAAUCAUUACCAUGGUAUUUAUUUUAAAGCAAUAGUUCCCCUUGUUCUUUCUUGUCCUGUGUUUUGGUCUUGCCUCUUCCCCUCCUCCUUAAUCAGCCUCAGCAGAAAGCAAAUACCAGAAGAAUGUUCAGCUUGCUUGAAGAACGUCCCCAACACACCAGCACUUGCUUUGCUCACUCUGACUGUUGACAUUUAAUGCACAAUAACCUGGUUUUCAUUAUUGUGGAUAGAGCAACUAUUUAGAAAACCUCUACCAGCCCAGGUUUGGGGUUGGGGUUGGGGUUUUUUUAAGUCCCUGCUGUUUCUGAGUGCCCAGCACCCUGAGCCCAGCUUUGUGUUUCCCCUGCCCUUUGCCCCCCACACACAGGUACACACAAACAGCUCUCUGACCAGUUGUUGGUUUGUCCACACACAUCUUAGCAAGUCUGAGUCCAGAAAAGUGUUUGUUUUAGA